AAAUAAAUUUAAAUCUCCCGCGUAAAGUAUUAACAAAUAAUGGCUAAAUAUUGCAACCUUUUUUCUUAAAGAAUUAAACAAACAAUAAGGUGCAAAAAUAUUGUGCUUCCAGCUCCAAGGCUUAACAGCUGGAGAGUUUCAGAGCCCUUCAAAACCGAAAGGAUCAUCGAAUCACCUUGAUUUUCUCACUGCCUUACACGAUCAAAGUAAAAUUAAGGAGAUGCAGAAGUCCAACAAGAACAAAAAAGGCGGCAAGAAUAAAGAGCAACAAAGUCAACCGAACAAGGAACCUGUGCCAAAGGUAGAAACUCCGAAGAAUGUCCCCUCAGAAACACAAAGCGAGAGUGUUGGCAAGAGCUACUCUAGAAGGAAAAUUGUCAGCAACUGGGACAGAUUUGAAGAGCCGGAAGUGUCUGUGAAAUUUAACGAACCCUACGUGCCAAUGGGGGAUGAUUUCAAAGAGCUCCUGGAGUUGCCCCAAACAGCAAAUUCUCAUUUAAUUUUGAAGUCUGAAGAACUGGAGCCGCCACCCAGCAGCGGCCUCUUUGCUCUUGAUCUAAAAACUUUGGCUGCUGGCUUGACCACUAUACCUUUUUACGAGCAGGUUGACAUUCCCAUCGACACAUUCUCGGUAGCAGAGGUUGAGUCGAUGAACCAAGUUGCGCUGGCCGCUAAACUUCAACACUCUUUGUAAUAAUAUGUCUACUCGGUAUACUCUAAGAUUUUGUAAUAUAAAAUUGCGUGGUGAUAAAAUUUGCCUCUAACCAAUAAUUAUCUGUGAAUUUUAAUAUAUUAUGUUCCUCUAGAGUAAAUACUUCACUGUGCAGACAAAAUUAAGAACAAAUUUAUUUCUU
Molecule: messenger RNA, 854 nt
Organism: Cloeon dipterum
Lineage: Eukaryota; Metazoa; Arthropoda; Insecta; Ephemeroptera; Baetidae
Exons: 4
Coding region: 221-694 (157 amino acids)
Biological process (GO): negative regulation of G2/M transition of mitotic cell cycle
Source: RefSeq, a predicted model, not a curated record